Fusarium vanettenii 77-13-4 is the source of this 1293-nucleotide messenger RNA. RefSeq lists its product as uncharacterized. Gene Ontology annotation, biological process: purine nucleobase biosynthetic process. The transcript has 2 exons. Bases 1 to 1293 code for a protein of 430 amino acids. Gene Ontology annotation, molecular function: ATP binding; phosphoribosylamine-glycine ligase activity; metal ion binding. NCBI's taxonomy places the organism in Eukaryota, Fungi, Ascomycota, Sordariomycetes, Hypocreales, Nectriaceae. The record is from RefSeq and is a predicted model, not a curated record.
AUGACAGAAAAUCUCAUUGUUCUCCUCGUUGGAAAGGGUGCGCGGGAGCAUGCCCUUGCUUGGAAGUUGAGCCAGGCGCCUUCAGUCAAAAAGGUGCUCGUCUUUCCUGGUAAUGCGGGAACAGAAGGCCACGCCAAAGUCUCGAACCUCGAAACCAAUUUCGAAGCAACAGACUACCGUCAACUCGCUGAGCUUGCGACAGAAAUAGGAGUUGGCCUCGUUGUUGUUGGGCCUGAUGACGCUGUCGUUGAUGGCAUUGAGGGCUUCUUCAAAGACGUGGGCAUCCCAUGUUUUGCUCCAACAAAAGAAGCGGCUGAGCUUGAGGGGUCCAAGAUAUUUGCCAAAGAUUUCAUGGCCAAGUACAACAUUCCUACGGCCACAUAUCAGAACUUUGAUGACAUCGAGAGCGCAAAGGCCUACGUCCAGGGGGUAGAACAUCGAGUUGUCAUCAAAGCCGACGGUCUCGCCGCUGGAAAAGGGGUCGUGCUUCCUGAAACAAAGCAGGAGGCAUUGUCUGAGCUCGACAGCAUCAUGAAGGCUGAUGGAAAGUUUUCGGCUGCGGGCUCUUCGGUAGUGAUUGAGGAGUUCAUGGAGGGAGACGAGGUCAGCAUUUUGACGUUUAGUGAUGGCAAGACUUUCCGGUCUCUACCCCCGGGACAAGACCAUAAGCGCGUCUUUGAGGGAAACAAGGGGCCAAACACUGGAGGCAUGGGUGUCUACUCGCCAGUCCCUUUUGCGACUCAAGAGGUCCUAGAUGAGAUUGACAAGUCCAUCCUACAACCCACUUUCGACGGACUUGAAAAGGAGGGGCGCCCCUUCGUUGGGCUUUUGUUUACAGGUGUCAUGAUCACGCCUCAAGGUCCCAAGGUCAUCGAGUAUAACGUGCGGUUUGGUGAUCCAGAAACGCAGAGCGCCAUGAUGCUCCUCUCAGAAGAUACAGACCUCGCUGCUGUUCUUCUCGCAUGCACCUCAGGGACUCUUAGUCAAGUCAACUUGGGCAUCCGGCCGGGAUUCGCCUGCAACGUUGUGGUGGCGUCUCAGGGGUAUCCGGGGAAGUAUGCAACUGGUAUGCCAGUCACCCUCCAGCCCUGCCCUAGGGAGGUUCAGAUAUUUCACGCUGGCACCUACAGAGAUAAGGGCAACCACGAUUGCUUGAGAACUGGUGGCGGGCGCGUCUUCUCUGUUGCGGCUUGGGGGAAUACCCUCCAAGAAGCCGUGGAGGCCGCAUACGAGGGUGCAAGAUGUGUUCAAUUUGAGGGCAUGUUUUCGCGAAAGGACAUUGCUUCCCGGUGA